AUGGCGUCACCAUCGAUUGUGCAGUCAUUUCGAAAAUGGCGCACAACACCAGCACACACAUCAUUCGACUUCACAGCAGAGGCUACUCUGGUUGUAGCCAGAGCAGUGGAACAACGGACUAUCGCCGAGAGCGACCCGUCAAGACUUGGUUUCCUGGACUUGCCUGGUGAGGUGCGCAACAUCAUCUACGAUCUUGUGGUGGAUGAACUACCACGCAGUCGCUCACUGAACCUCUACGACUUCCGGCUACGAAUGCCAAAGAUGGCUGGGGCGUGCAAGCAGAUCUUCCGAGAACUUGUGAGUGUUCGGUUCGCAAGAUUUGACUCCGGGUUCUGGUGGCAAGGCAACACAUCUGGUAGUGGCUUGGACUUCUCUAACACACAACAUCGCUUGCUCUCAACCGCUGCCGAACACCGCAUAGUAAGAUUCGCCCGAUUGGGUGCACCUCUCACCCUCAAGCGUCUUAUGUUCGUCGCACCUGCUUCUCAUGGAACAGAACCAGGUACCUCGCGCCGUAGAUGGUAUAUCCACAUGGAAAACGGCACAGUUCGGGUCGAACUUGGCAGCAAUUAUACGGGGACAACGGAGUGUGCGGGGAUCUGGGAGGACAACAUGACGAAAGCGUUGACAGAUAUCAUGCAUCAGCAUGGCACAAGAUCGAUCGGCAUACCUGAGCUCGAGGCAUUCCGUCACCUACUUGGUCGCUUCAACAUGGCAAAACAUUUUCAGGGCAAAUCAGUCAGUCCUCAGGCACUUGGGUCCAAGGAUCUAGAGAUGAUCAAGUUGAAGGACACAUAUCUUGGUUGUCACCUUGAAACACAUCCAUGGAAGUUCUACACAAGGGUAGAGCUCGAGAUGGAAAGACGUGGAGGUUGA
Messenger RNA from Aureobasidium uvarum, 876 nucleotides. The record is from the annotation of a GenBank genome assembly. NCBI's taxonomy places the organism in Eukaryota, Fungi, Ascomycota, Dothideomycetes, Dothideales, Saccotheciaceae.